CUCCGAGGGAGAAAUUUGUUGUAGUACUUGGCACCAAAUACGGCUCCAGUGUGGAGAGAAUUGCUGGCAAAAGCAGCAGGAGCCCAGGCAGCAGUGAUGAGCUACCUGGAUGAAGUUCCCUUCCGGACAAGUGGCUGCCUCAACGGGGACAUGGCAGGAGAAACCACUCUCAUCACAGCCCCACCCAUCGAGCUCCCUGACUGCACUGACAUCCUCAUGAGCACCAUGCACGACUUCUCGCUGGAAAGAAAAGUGCUUUACUGGGUCGAGGUGGCCUCUCAGCAGCAAACCUCUCGCCAUCGGGUCACCUCCGAAGUUGCCCCCACAGCUCCACCAUGCUGGCUACUGCUGGUGGACCCUGCUGACAGCUACGGGGGAAGAGCACGGGAUGGGCCGGUGCGGCGCAGCAUCAGCCUGAGCGCUGCCCCCGGCAGCUACGGGCACACCAAAGGCAGAGCCUCCUUGUCCGACACGGAGAGUGAGACCUGGCUCUCUGAGGAGGACGAGUACUCAGAGGAUGAUGAGUACUCCUCGACCUCCUGGGAAGAGAGUGACAGGGAUGAAAAGGGUUCCAGGAGGAGAAGCAUGUCUCCACGUCCCUGCUUUUACCUGAACAGACCAAAGACAUCCCCUGGCUUGCUGGAGCCCUCACCAGAGAGGAGUGACCACAAGCCAGCCAGCCCAGAUCCAAGCAAGCAGAGAAGAUCCAUGGUGAUAUUUAACAACGUGAAGAACGAGCUGGAAGCAGCUAGGAGGAAGCUGGCUUCUUUGGUGCAUCCUUUGAACAGAGCUGCCACGGACAGCAGAGAGCUCCCAGCGCCACAGCCGCUCCCGCCGUGCCCCCGCACCAGGCGCAGCAUCAAGUACGGGCCAGCCCCAGCUGUGUCCCACCUGGGCACCCGGGUGCCAGCUCCUCCAGCGCCAGCUGCCCCCAUGCCCCCCAUCAAACGGCACAAACCCACAGUGCCGUCCCUCAGCCCCUAUGCCUGCCUCCCCCCUACCUCCAUGCCUACACGACCUCUCAGUUCCCAUCGCUCCCAGCCGGAUUCAGCAGCUGAUCUGCUCUCUGCACUGAGCCAGGAGGAGAGAGACCUCAUCGAGCCUGUUAUAGCCUUGGGCUACCCCACCCGCAAAGCCAUCCUCACCCUCCAGAAGACUGGGAGGCAAAGCUUAAGUCAGAUCCUGAGUUACCUGGGUGCCUGUGACCGGCUGCUGAAGCAAGGCUACGAAGAAGGGCAGGUGGAGGAGGCCAUGGAGAUGUUCCAGUACUCAGAGAAAAAGGCAGCUGAGUUCUUGCAUUUGUUAGCUCAGUUUAAUGAUAUGGGCUUCCAGCAAAAUGAAAUCAAAGAAGUUCUUCUGCUUUGUGGGAAUCAGAGGGAGAAGGCACUGGAAGAGCUCGUGAUGAAAGCUCAGUGAGCAGCAUCCUGGACCCCAGUCACAGUUUCCUCUCUUCAGACUGGACCACUGAAGGACUUGGAGGGGUUGGCACCUGCUUACCCUUCUGCUGCUCUAUCCUUACCAUGUGCAGCACAGCUCACCAGGCACACUGCACCAGCUUGGUGUCUCAUCUCACUUUGUGGACAUCCAUUGUAAGCAUGUUUGUCACUGAUGUAAGGCAAAGCCCUAGAGAGUUCAUCUCCACUCACUCCAUCUCAGCUGUUUACAUUAGAGGCAGUAAGACCCAAACCACCUUCAGCUUAGGUUUUGCAGAACUCAGGGCACCAUUUUUCCCCCCAUCUGGAUGAUGGCUGUCAUGUUUUCAACUACAGUCCAGCUGAGGAUUUUUAGAAGAUGACAUAAAUCAGCAGUAGAGAUUGUUGUCAAAACUGAAGGCUCCUGCAGAAACAUUUGUUGAUCCUUGCUCAGGAGGAGUCUCAGCUGACUUAGUCAUGGUGGAGUAUUAUAACUGAAGUCUGGUCUGACCACAUUAGCUUCCACUUUUAAACCAGAAACUUGAGAAGAAUGCACAAGUCACUGAAGGUAAGGAAAGAAAUCAGGCUGCCCUUGCACUAGUAAUACACAAGAAUUACCCAGUGAGAGGGAAAAUGGCUUACAUGAGGCUUUGUGCUCAGGGUGUUCUGUGAACAGAGACAAGGAACAGCUUGGCUGUCCCUCCUGCUUUGCCCAGAUCAGGACUAUCCAGGAGACUCUCCCCUAAACUGUGGAGACAGUGGCUCCAGAGAAAGUUAAGCAUGAACAUCAGGAUCAGGAAAUUCUGGAUGCCCAGGGGAUUAUUUUGUGUGUAACUGGAGGACACAGAAUGGGAGCUCCAGGCCCCAUUAUGGGAUGCUGCUUGGCUUGGUGGUGGAGCAGUGGACUGUGUUUUCACAUAAGAGAAUGUUGUCUUCCUGUGAAUUAGAUACAGAUGGACUUGCUGUGAGUAA
This is a messenger RNA of Pogoniulus pusillus (Red-fronted tinkerbird), 2384 nucleotides long. RefSeq names its product ubiquitin associated protein 1 like (gene UBAP1L). The record is from RefSeq and is a predicted model, not a curated record. Gene Ontology annotation, cellular component: ESCRT I complex. Gene Ontology annotation, biological process: ubiquitin-dependent protein catabolic process via the multivesicular body sorting pathway. Gene Ontology annotation, molecular function: ubiquitin binding. Bases 97 to 1416 code for a protein of 439 amino acids. Lineage: Eukaryota; Metazoa; Chordata; Aves; Piciformes; Lybiidae. The transcript has 6 exons.